AUGGUGAAGCUGUCUUCUCUGAUUGACAACCAGUCCCGCCCCCUGCAGGACACCAUCACAGCUUCCUCAGCGACACAGGUGUCACAGGUCGCUCCUUCCUUCAGCAGUAAGAUUACACAACCAGCUCUGCUCCCAUGCUGUUCUGAGUCUGCUGCAGGAGACAUGUGGCACCGUCUGUCUCUGCUGCUCCUGUGCUGUGCCCUGACCGGACUCGAUGCUCUGGAGGCGGACAGGAUUGACAAGAUGCCGCCGACCGACGAUCCGGUGGCGGGUCAAAAAGCGGUGCAGGACGCUGCUCCCUCCGCGGCGGCCAACGCGGAGCCGGGCCCCCGAGAGGAGCAGCAGCGGCCCGCGGGGAGAGACGCUCCUGCUGCGGGUGCAGAGGGGAGGGUGGAGCGGCCCACCGCCGAGCCUCUGGAGGAUGAGCUGGACAACCAGGAGAACAUCAUCAGCCAGCUGCUGGGUGAUUACGACAAAGUAAAGACUGUGUCAUCAGGCUCCGAUUGUGUGUGCCGCUGCAUUGUUCGACCAAUCAAGCGCUCUGACUGCAGCCGUAUCCUUGACAGUGACCCAACAUCGCUGUCCCAGGAUUUUUACACUGUGGAGACGGUUACCAAGGGAACAGACUGCAAGAAGUGUGUGUGCAUGGUGCCGCCUUCAGCUGUCAACCCGUGUGAGGGAGAGUACAGGUUUAAAAAACUGCAGGAGGCCAGCAAGGAUGACAUAAAGCUGGCAACUAUUAUGGACUUGUUGGAGGGCUCUAUGUAUGGAAUGGACUUGUUAAAGCUCAACUCUGUCACCACCAAACUGCUGACCAAGAUGGACAACAUGGAAAAAGCCUUUGCACGUAACUUUACAGAGAGAGCGAGAGAGAAAGAGCGUGCAAUGGACAGGGCAAAAGAGAAGGAGAAGGAGAAGAAGGCUCAGCAGAAGAAAAAGAAAGUGACUGAUCUGAGUCACGCAGGACAGAAGAAUCGAGCCCCUGCCUCCCCUUGCAAACAGAAGAAUAAUGAUGAACCGCUGAAGAAAAACCGACAGCAAGAUGUUCUGGAUCAACAAGAGCCAACCAGCAACAAGACAGCAAGUCAAAAGCCAGUCAAAGAGAAGAACAGCAAGGUCGUUAAGGCCAUGACCUUCUAUAAGGCAGAAGAAGAGAGCUAUAAGACGACUGCACAUACUUCAUGGGACCUACUGAUUUCUGACCAGCUCCCACCCGACAGGACUCUCCCCAUCCAGGAUCCAGGACCUGCGCCCACUGUGAGCACAGGACCAGACGGUGAGGAGGCAUCAAGGAGAGUAAGCAGUCCAGCACCAACCCAGCCGCCAACCGAUCCUCCCACCACCCCCCAACAAACCACCACUACAGCCAAACCAGCCCCCACCACCAUACAAGCAACGAUUGCAGUAACCACUUCCACGGCUCCCAACCCAACAACAACAACAACCAAACUGACAACAACUUCCCAACAAACUACGACUACAACUACUACACAGGCUACUACACCUCUCACCCAGCACAGGAACUCGGCUUCAAGUUCUAAUGUAAGUCCACCUGUUGAUGCGUCUCCCACGGCAGGGUCUGAGCAGGAACCCAAAAGACGUCUUAGCUGGACGGAGAGCCCUAAGGACCAGCCGAAGACCACCAAGAAGCCUGGGAUGUGUAAGGACACAGUAGCCAGCCUCUCUGAUCCGGUCCAGCACAACUCCUACGGCCUAAGUGACGGAGCCUGGAUGAGAGAUGCACGCGGCCAUGGCAACGUCAUCUACCUGACCAGCGGGCUCUAUGGCAACAACCUGCAAGAGUUCAGAGACAUGGACACCUUCAAAUCAGGUCAGGCGAGUAACUCAUACAAGCUGCCCUAUAGUUUCACCGGCACGGGCCACGUCGUGUUUAAUGGGGCUUUCUACUACAACCGUGCGUUCAGCAGGGAUGUCAUCAGAUACGACCUGAGGCACCGAUAUGUCGCCGCCUGGAACACGCUGCACGAUGCGAUACUGGAGGAGCAAGCUCACAGAACGCAAACUGAAGUGGAGUUUGCUGUGGAUGAGUCUGGCCUGUGGUUACUCUACCCUGCUCUGGACACAGAGGGCUUUCACCAGGAAGUAAUCCUCCUAACCCAACUCCAUCCCCGCGACCUUCAGCCAAUACGGAGCUUCCGCACAGGUCUUCGGCGUGGUCGCUACGGAAAUAGCUUCCUGGUUUGUGGCGUGCUCUAUGGCGUGAACAGUAUGGAGCACCGCUACGCCAACGUGACUUAUGCCUUCGACACGCACACGCUCACACACACCGUGCCGAGCCUUGCCUUCACGAAUAUGCACGCGCACACCUCACAACUGGCUUAUUGCCCGUUGGACAAGAAACUGUACGCCUGGGAUGAUGGACAUCAGAUGAUGUAUGAUGUCAUCUUUGCUUAUUAG
Limanda limanda (common dab) is the source of this 2418-nucleotide messenger RNA. It is a transcript of the gene olfml2bb, whose product is annotated as olfactomedin-like 2Bb. Bases 1 to 2418 code for a protein of 805 amino acids. The record is from RefSeq and is a predicted model, not a curated record. Gene Ontology annotation, biological process: signal transduction. The transcript is spliced from 10 exons. Lineage: Eukaryota; Metazoa; Chordata; Actinopteri; Pleuronectiformes; Pleuronectidae.